Messenger RNA from Colletotrichum gloeosporioides, 1497 nucleotides. RefSeq lists its product as uncharacterized. Lineage: Eukaryota; Fungi; Ascomycota; Sordariomycetes; Glomerellales; Glomerellaceae. Bases 1 to 1497 code for a protein of 498 amino acids. The record is from RefSeq and is a predicted model, not a curated record. The transcript has 4 exons.
AUGCAUUACUCCUAUUUUGAGUAUCCCAUCACUCGCCCAUAUCCUUUCAGGUGGUUCACACCCGUUGCAAUUACAGGCUGUGUCAUCCUAACUGUGGUCUUUUCGCUUGUCAACCUAACAUCGAACGGAUUUGACUUGAAGCCUCUCUACACUACCGAUGUCAAUGGUACGGAAGCUGCAGCAAAUGCGCGAUGGUUCAACAAGCCACCUUUCAAUUGGCAAGGGGACAUGGAUGUCGAAUGCCAGCCCUAUCUUCUAACAGUCGGCGACUCUUUCUUCACCUCUAACCACGGUUUCCGGUAUAAGGUGAAGAGCAUAGAACUUCCCACAGGAGACACCGAGUCCCCAGAUAUCCGUUCGUCGAUUGGGUAUAAGAACACGACUUUCGAGAGGUGUUUUUUAAGUAAGAUGUUCAUCAAAUUGAUGAAAAGCGACCCGGCCAGAUUGCCAUCCUGGUGGAUGUCAUUCAAGAACACAGUAGCGGCGGCGACCUUACAGUGUAGUGUGGUGUCUGAUGUCGGACUUGCUGAAGUCACCAUGGAAGCUGAAUAUGAAGGAGAAACCGAGCCCGUAUACGACUAUGUCAUGGAUUCUAAUCACAAAACACGCGCAAGCUUUUGGUGGGGAACUCGGCUUUCGAACGCCUAUUUCAUUGGUAUACUGAGUGCUGCGUCACAAAUUCCCGGUGUAGAAGUUGUGAGUGAAACAUAUCUCAACCGGGCCAGACUUAUCUUCAAUGGUAACCGGUCAAAGUCGGAUCUUCGAUCCGCAGCGUUGUUUGAUCUCCGUUGGUCGUUCCAAUUCGAGAAUAGCUUAGUGGUAACUGUGGAUUCGGACUUUGAGUACGACACCACCCCCUACAACUCUGAUUUCUGGGCAUCGCCAACACUGACGGAAGCCCUGCAUUACUCCAAAAUCAUGCAUUCGCUGUUUGCGUUAGACCUUGGUAACUGUGACUCGCCAAACCUGUUGGUAGACGAAGAUGGCCUCAACUAUGCCAUCUUGGACCCAAAUAACUCCAAUCGGCUUCCGGGUGGUAUAUUUGGUAAUUUUACUGACGAAGAUCGGCUGGAUAACCACCGAUUCACCAUGCUACCCAGGCCCGACGCCGACGAAUCUCUCAUCCGGGGCACCGUUCCCCUGAAUGAGAGCUACAGCACUAUCCAGCCGCUCAUGGGUCCUUUGUCCUGCGAAAAGGCUACUAUAGCAGCUCAAUACCUUUGCUCCGUUCCCAAGCAGAAAAGCGUAGGGGUGAUGUUGCUGGCGAUCGUCCUUGCAGAUUUGGUCUUUCUUCAAGCAGCGUGGAAGCUAUUGCAGUGGACCGCGGACUCGAGAAUGGCGAACAGACCUCAGAUGAAGUUCUGCGAAGGCUGUCUUGACGCCCGGGGGGGAAAUCCCGACGGAAUUCAACUAGAGAACCAGACUCGUGGAAGACAACGGGCAGGUUCCACACUUCGCCCCAACGAUCGUUAUGUUAGACUUCAUAGCCACGAGUGA